CUCAGUCUUCCUCCUGCUCUCCGUCUGCUCGACCCGCUGAGGAGACACGGUGACCCGGGCUGACCUGCUGAUCCACCUGCGGCAGACACCAUGAAGGUAGCGUCGUUCAACAUCCAGAAGUUUGGGAAGAACAAAGUGUCGGACCCAGACACCCUCAACAUCCUCGUAAAGAUUAUCAGGCGGUAUGACAUCAUCGUGAUCUUGGAGGUGGUGGACGUCAGCGGCGAGUCAGUAAAAACCCUCCUGGACGCCCUCAACACAGCCAACAGGCAGCAUCACUACACUCUGAAGAUCAGCAGUCGUCUGGGCAGGACGCGCUACAAGGAGCAGUUCAUGUUCCUGUACAGGGAUGACCUGGUUGACUUGGUGGGCUCCUAUCAGUUUGAUGACCAGGCGACUGAGAAAGAAGACAUUUUUGCCAGAGACCCCUACAUCCUCCGAUUCACAUGUCUCAAUACUGUGCUGAAGGACCUGGUGAUGAUCCCGGUCCACACGAAGCCGGAGGACUCGGAGAAGGAGCUGGACGAGCUCUACGAUGUUUUCCAGCACGUCAAGAGGAAGUGGAAAACUGAUAACAUGAUGAUCCUGGGCGACUUCAACGCGGACGGAUCCUACGUUUCCCAGAGGGACAUGAAGGACAUUCGAAUCCGCAGCGACAAGAACUUCCACUGGCUGAUCGGAGACGAUGUCGACACGACGGCCAGCACCGGAAACAACCACUCGUAUGACAGGAUCGUGAUCUACGGGGAGGACAUGCUGCAGGCUGUGGUGCCAAACUCUGCCAAACCGUUCAACUUCCAGCAGGCUUACGGACUCACGGAGGAGAAGGCACUGAAAGUCAGCGACCAUUACCCCGUGGAGGUGGAGCUGAAGUCCAUAAAUCAGACCACACACGGAGAGGAUGGCUCGGCCCAGCAGCAGCAGGGGCAGGGGGAGUCGGUGACAGGGCUGGUGGUUCUGGACAAAGAGAUGGUGGAGAUGAAGAGAGGAAACCUGCUGCUGGAGAGGGAGAAGCUGAGCCUGGAGAUCCAGAUCCUGCGCCUGAAGAUGGCCAAGCUGAGCGAGAGCGACACCCAAACCUAAACCAGCAACCGCAAACCACCGACCAGACCAAGUGCCUUGACACAGCCAUUUCAGAUAAUAAUUUAUGAUCCAAUAGUUUUUCACUGUGGUUUUAUGACAGUAUAUAUUUUUUUUCUGAAUUGUGAGGAUCUGUUUUGCUUGGAGGACUGAUCCAAUCUAUUCUAGGAUAUAACAGAGAUC
This is a messenger RNA of Myripristis murdjan (pinecone soldierfish), 1263 nucleotides long. It is a transcript of the gene dnase1l4.1, whose product is annotated as deoxyribonuclease 1 like 4, tandem duplicate 1. Gene Ontology annotation, cellular component: nucleus. Gene Ontology annotation, biological process: DNA catabolic process. The record is from RefSeq and is a predicted model, not a curated record. The transcript is spliced from 10 exons. Bases 91 to 1083 code for a protein of 330 amino acids. NCBI's taxonomy places the organism in Eukaryota, Metazoa, Chordata, Actinopteri, Holocentriformes, Holocentridae. Gene Ontology annotation, molecular function: deoxyribonuclease I activity; DNA binding.